This is a messenger RNA of Apodemus sylvaticus (European woodmouse), 4567 nucleotides long. It is a transcript of the gene Dnajb6, whose product is annotated as DnaJ heat shock protein family (Hsp40) member B6. NCBI's taxonomy places the organism in Eukaryota, Metazoa, Chordata, Mammalia, Rodentia, Muridae. The record is from RefSeq and is a predicted model, not a curated record. Bases 183 to 1289 code for a protein of 368 amino acids. Gene Ontology annotation, biological process: positive regulation of proteasomal ubiquitin-dependent protein catabolic process; protein refolding. Gene Ontology annotation, molecular function: Hsp70 protein binding; ATPase activator activity. Gene Ontology annotation, cellular component: cytosol; endoplasmic reticulum membrane. The transcript has 9 exons.
GUGACGCACUUCCUGUUUGUUGUUGGAGAAAAGGAGAGAAAGGAAAGCGCGAGGAGACGCCGCCGCCACCGUCGCCGCCGCCACCAGCGCAGCUGUGCCAGCGCCGUGAGGAGACCGGCCGCCUGACUUCCCUCCUCGCUGGCCGCCGCGUCCUCGGAUUUGUUCCAACAGUCUGUUAAAACAUGGUGGAUUACUAUGAAGUGCUGGGCGUGCAGAGACAUGCCUCACCUGAGGACAUUAAAAAGGCGUAUCGAAAACAGGCACUUAAAUGGCACCCAGACAAAAAUCCUGAAAAUAAAGAAGAAGCAGAGCGGAAAUUCAAACAAGUAGCUGAGGCAUAUGAAGUAUUAUCGGAUGCUAAAAAGCGGGACAUCUAUGACAAAUACGGCAAAGAAGGAUUAAAUGGUGGUGGAGGAGGAGGUGGAAGUCAUUUUGAUAGUCCAUUUGAGUUUGGCUUCACAUUCCGGAACCCAGAUGAUGUCUUCAGGGAAUUUUUUGGUGGAAGGGACCCAUUCUCAUUCGACUUCUUUGAAGACCCAUUUGAUGACUUUUUUGGAAACCGAAGGGGUCCCCGAGGAAGUAGAAGCCGAGGUGCCGGCUCCUUUUUUUCUGCCUUCACUGGAUUUCCUUCUUUUGGAAGCGGAUUUCCUGCUUUUGAUACAGGCUUUACUCCAUUUGGGUCACUAGGCCAUGGGGGUCUCACAUCAUUCUCUUCAGCGUCAUUUGGUGGCAGUGGAAUGGGCAACUUCAAGUCAAUAUCAACUUCAACUAAGAUAGUUAAUGGCAAAAAAAUCACUACAAAGAGAAUUGUGGAGAAUGGUCAAGAAAGAAUAGAAGUUGAAGAAGAUGGACAGUUAAAGUCCUUGACGAUAAAUGGUGUGGCCGACGAGAACGCCCUUGCAGAAGAAUGCCAGCGGAGAGGCCAGCACACACCAGCUCUGGCCCCUGGUCCGGCCCCAGCACCAGUCCGGGUCCCCUCCCAGGCCCGGCCCCCGGCCCCAACUCCAGCCCCAGCUCCAGCCCCACCUCCAGCCCAGACUCCGGCCCCUUCUGUCAGCACCCGCCCACAGAAGCCACCUAGGCCUGCCCCUGUGGCCAAACUUGUGUCUAAAAGCAACUGGGAAGAUGAAGAGCAGGACAGGCAGCGGGUUCCUGGCGACUGGGAUGCCCCUAUGACCUCAGCAGGUGUGCAGAAGGGAGCUGGUACGGAGCACCCCCAAAGCGUUUUGCCCCCAGAUCCAGGAGAGCAAGCACAGAAGUCAGUCCUAUGUUGCUGCAUUCUGACCUGAGUGGGCAUGGGGAGCUGGGGGUAGGUGGCAGGCCUGCCAAGAAGGGACAGAGAGGAUACCUGUGUCCAGCUCACCUCCCACAGCUGCUCUAUGUAUGGCCUAGCUGCGUGGUUCAAAGCCAACCCCACGAUUAAAACAGGGGUCCCCGUAUUCUAAUGUGUAUGGAGUAUAUUGUCUGGGUUAGGUUGGCUGCUAGGGAAUUGCCAGGUACUGCUUUCCGAUCUAUAAUUUGAUUCUAGAGCUUGGAUUCUGUCACUUAACCUGAUUUGCCCCAAGACCACUUGCACACUUACUAACUUCACUCUCCAGACAGAAGGCUCCAGCCAUGCACCCAGUAGAGUUAUCUCAGGUGAGCCAUAGGUGAAGGUGGAGGCCUGGCUCCUCCCUCUGUUCAUGGUGGGAUUGUCCACCAUCUACCUCUCCCCUCAGCCGGUAGCUUGUAUCUCUCCAGGAUUAUUACUCAUAGAACAUUCUGGGAGCUUGGUGUGUACACACAGAGCUUUUCAGUCAGCCCCACCCCUGCAUCAGUGCAGUGUUAUUGUCCAUAAGUGAGACAAGUUUGUACCUGUGGCUAUACAACACUCCAGGCCAAACUACAGAGAUGGGGUUUUGUGGUCUAUGUCACGGUGUGUUGCAAAGUGCUUCAAGCAGAAAACAGAGGGCAAAGAUCUAUUCCUUUUCUUUUCAGAAAUUUGUGUUAAAGUCAAGCCCUCAAGCCCCUUUGGUUUUCUUCUGGUCCUUCAGGGUUCUACAAGCAGAAGCAGACAUAGUGCUUUGGCGUUACUAGAAUUUUGGGUCACCAGCUUAGUUACCUUGCUGUGGAGGGAUGUCAGCAAAAACAGAUGGGUGACUGGACUCUGUGCGGCUCAGUGGCUGUGGAUCCCUCCCAUGAACACUGUUUCAGUGCUGGGUGAGCCCACGAGGAUUGGAAAGGGUGGUAAGAGAAACAGACCAGAGCAGCCUUGGAGACUUUGGCACCCUCCCCCACACUUGUUUUAAAGGUGCUGAAGCCUGGCUAGGAGGUGCCAUGCCAAUCUUCUGGUUUCUAGACGAUAUAUAGGGACAGGCCUGGCUGCAGAGCCUCUUUAUAGUACGUAGGCCCCCACGGCAGAAUCUGGACAGGAAGUGUGACAGACUGCAGCAUGUGGCCAUUUUCUAGGCCCUGCCCAUGCCUCUUAGCCAAAGGUGACAGCCAAGACUGAUCUGGAGACAGAGUUUAAGAAUAACAAAGUGCUUUCACUGUGUUGACCUGUCAGUGCAGAUCCAGACUGUGUGUGUGUGUGUGUGUGUGUGUGCGCGCGCGCGCGCAUGCGCGCGUGCAUACACACGAGUGUGUAGUAGUAAGCUUGUGGAUCCUAGUAGAAAUCUUGCAUAACAGGCUGGAAAAGCUAUGAGAGAGGUGGUCUCCCUGUGUCCUCUGAGUCUGGAGCCAGAGGCACUGCCAGCGUGGCUCUGGGUGUGGCUGGCACUUCCUCUGCUUUGUCCCUUUACUCUUUCCCCCAAAAUAACUCCCCAUGUUUUAAGUUACAGAGCCAUGCUUUUCUAUAGAAAAAAAUGUAACCCUUCACUUGCCCUCUCUCAGAGAUGAUGACAGGAAUUGACGUGGGGUUCUCCAAACUGCUACACAAGGGUUUGGCUUAACUAAAUGAAAACAGAGGCCCAUUGGGAGAGAAAUUAGAAACAGCUACUGUACAAAAGUGGUUUCUGUUUCCACAGCAAAACUGUGACCUGGGCAGCAUACCUUGUUCUGUGCUGCAAGCUACUGUCCUCUGGCUAAAGCCUUUGCAAAGUCUGGUCCUCUGUUGUUGGGAUCGAGGGGAACAAGUCCAGACUUUAACAUGAGAGCCACUGUUGAAGAACUAAGAUGAGGGGCUUUGCUGUUAGUAGUUUUGGUUGGGUUUAUAAGGCUUGGACAAGUUUUCCUAAAAAUUCACACAAGGAGAAAUUCGGUGCAAGCCAUCCAUCCCAGUUGCAGCUCCCAGUGGUUGUCAGUCAUGGAGCUGCUGGGUACAGCCUGGUGCAGCCUGGCUGGUUGGCAUCAACAAGUGGAGUUUCCUAGAAGAAAACAAUUCCCACUGAGCUGUCUUUCUAGAAAAAGAUUUACUGUGCAAUGUAAACCACAUUGGACUGUCAGGAGUUUCAUGGGUUGGUCUGUGGUCAGCCAGAAUAGCCAUGGUCCAGACUGCUGGUGAUGAACCGAGAACUAAAUGCAAUUUGAUUUGCUGGGUGUGUGUGUGCGCGCGUGCGCGUGCGGAUGCGUGUGUGCUGUGGACUGCCUGCAUGCUUGGUUAGCUCUGUAUUGCUGGGCCAUGGGUUCAAGAUAUGCAGGCUUUUUUCCCCCCUUUUUUACUUUUUUUGCAGGCUAUUCUGUACCCUUGAAAGUUUGUUCUGCAAAGGGCAAGCUGCCUUUUGGAAAAGGGAGAUUAGUGGCUUUUUGCGUUUGUGGAUUCCACACACAACAUGAUCAUUAAAAAGAAAUUCAACAUGAGAAGUCAUGAAUUAAAGAACAAGCAUUCGCUUCCUUCUUCCUGCUCAGCUUGGCUCUGCCUGUGGGGUGUGGCCCUCUUCCCAGAGCAUGGCCUGCAUCUCAGAGCCUGCAUCCAAUCCUGCUGUUGGCCUGCUUUCCUUCUCCAGCCCCCAGCUAAUCCAUGUGGUGAGAUUUAGGUGGAUCUCAGCAUGGGAAUUUUGAGGUGUCUGUGGGCAUGCCAUAGAUUGGGGGUCUGAGAUCUCUUGUGGCUCCUGUUCAACACCAGGCCCACAUCCCACCUACUCCAUGUAGCCAGGGUCUGAGCCUCUGUCAGUCUUACCAUGGCCUAGGUUGGCAAGGUCAAGUAUCUGUUAGCUUUAAUGACAUGAAAACUUAGAGAGACUUUUUUUCACGAUAGAAAAAUUAGAAAGAAUGGACUUCCCAUUUCAGAAGGCAGCUGUGGAGGGUGUCUGAUUGACUUGGCUUCGUAGAUGACAGGGUUGUACAUUUUACAGGUAGGGCCUUGGCUGGGCCUCUGAGGAGCCUUUUCCACAGAGCUGGUUCUGUGGCUGGGCUGCUGGGUAAAUGUAGGAUGCUUGCUGUGGGUUGCACACUUCCCUGUGUGGUGGUGACAUUCUGGGAGCAAUAUGGAAAGUUUAGCAUGCUAUUCCAAACAGUUCGUGUUUCCUUUUUGAUGUGGACACCAUAAAUGACUGUUGUGUUGCUUUCUUUGUACAUGGGGAAGUGUCUAGUGAGUGGCCCACCUCAUGGGGAUGCAGUUGCUGGUGUGCAGUGUUUCACAAGCCAUGUU